AAAACUUUAGGUUAGCGCCAUCUGUGUAAUUGUGUUGAUAUUUUAUAAUUGUGUUAUCAGUGUCUAUCUGUUAUAUGUAGUUCUUUUUAGUGUGUUUCCCUUAAUAAUAUAAAUGUGUGGUAAACGUCGUGUAAUUAAUUAUUCUUUUUUAGAUUAAUAAAAUCGGUUAAAACCACAUUACAAAUUAAUUACAUUUCUGAAGGUACCAUAUUAAAAGAAGAUGAGUAUAAAGAAGGAAGAGAGAAAAUUAUUUAUACAUAUUAUCAGAAGAGGGGAAGACGUUUUUGAGGUAGCUGGUUUGUCAGAAAAUAAGAUUUUGUGGUGUAUUUUGCCAAGUGAGUAUCAAAAUAUUAAAUGUCACAAAAUUUUACUGUCAAAAUCUACGAUAAGAAGUGCUAUUAAUGCAAUUAAACCGAUUAAUGGUUUUCGCAAAGUUGGCUUAAAAAUAGAUGAAGAUCUAAAGAAAGAAUAUUUUGAUGAAGAAGAUAAUUUAUGCUUUAAAAAUCUACCGUUAGAAGAAAUAAACUCUAUGUCUGAUAUCACUAUUCAGUCAAACAGUUUUGAAGAAGGAAUGAUUUUAAUGGAAAGAAUUAAAGAAUUGGAAAACAAACUUAGUUUAAGUGAGGAAGCUUCUUUACAUUUAGUUGAAAAAAAAUUUUUAUUAGAAAAGUUUGAAAAAAAACAAAAUGCUGCAGAAUGGAUAGAACAGUUUGAAAAUGAAUGCAAGCGACACAAAAUAAAUAAUAACAAAAAGAUUGAGGCACUUAGAUUUUUUUUAGAUGGGUCAUCUAAAGAUUGGUAUGAGUCAAAUUUGAAAAAGAUUGGUCCAGUAAAUUGGGAUGAAUGGAAAAGUUCAUUUCUCAUAAUUUUUGUUGAUAAAGGAUGGAUUAAUGUAAGAAAAGCCUUUAAUUACAAAUACCUGGGUGGUUCUCUAGUAGAUUAUGCUCUGACUAAAGAAAGAUUAUGUUUAGAAGCUGAGAAAAAUGCGACAGUUAUGUCAAGAAUUAACUUGAUUGUAGUUGGGUUGUCUUUAGAGAUUCAAGAUGAACUUGACCGAGAAACAAUAACAACGAUGGAAAAAUUGGUAACUGAACUAGCAAAAUUAGAAGGUUCAGUAAGAACAAAAAAAAAAGAGGUUGCAUCAAGUACAAAUUCAAGUAUAAAAACUGAAAAUUUUAAGGGUAGAACUGAAGAACAAAAGAAGAAGAUAAGUGAAACCUUUAAGAAACCUUGUUAUAUGUGUGAAAGUUUAGGGUGGCGAAACCGUUUCCAUCCUACAACUGAAUGUAGAAAUAAAAAUUUAUACACUACUAAAUUUAAGGUUAAUCUUAAUGAAGCAAUUAAUGAUUCUGAGACUGAUCAAGUAUCAGAAAUGAUUAAUAUUGAAUUAGAUAAUAAAUCUUUAAACUAAAAUGCCCGGAGAAAUUAAAUUCAUUGAUUAAAAUUAAUGUACUUGUUGAUAAUAAAAUGAUUAUAAAAGCAGUAUAUGAUAGUGGUUCCAAUGUCAGCUUAGUAAACCAAAAAGUUGUAGAUAUUUUAAAAUCAAGUUUAAAGAAAAACAAAUCUGCUUUUAAGACAAUCAAUGGAUUCAAUUUCUGUACAGCACGGGCAAACCUUAUUUUAAAAAUUGGAAAAUUUACAAAUUAUUUAAAUACAUAUGUUGUUAAAAAUAAUAAAUUUUCUUAUGACCUUUUAUUAGGUUUGGAUGCUAUUAAAACAUUCAAAUUAAUUCAAGAUCAUAAUCUAAAUAUUUUACAAAAGAUUAAU
Messenger RNA from Daktulosphaira vitifoliae (grape phylloxera), 1767 nucleotides. RefSeq lists its product as uncharacterized. The transcript is spliced from 2 exons. The record is from RefSeq and is a predicted model, not a curated record. Lineage: Eukaryota; Metazoa; Arthropoda; Insecta; Hemiptera; Phylloxeridae. The coding region runs from base 221 to 1411 and encodes 396 amino acids.